UGGCAGCAACGACUUAUGACCCCGUGGAUCCUGUGGAAUGUGCAGCCUGAAGGCUUCUCACUGCGGACUGCGGCGCUUAGCACCGCGGACGUCUUCUACCAGGCGACAUCCGUGCUAAACAUACGACAUUUUGGCACAUUUAGCGACGGCCGAAGGGAAAAGGUUGGCUCUGCCCGCACGGAUCAAGGUUCCAGGGCGGCGGUCACAAUGGAGAAUCCGCUUGAAGGCGAUGAUGAUAGCUCAUCACCCAACUUUAAGCACAAGGGAGCUCACCAGGCCUUCAAGGAUCGCUGGAAAAAGACCGACGACUCCAUGUGCCGCCACAGCAUGUCCUUCCACCUGCACCACACCAUGAGGACCGACUUCUUCGCCAGCUACCUCUACCUGCUGGAGAAGAUCCCUCUGGUGAAACUGUUUCCUGUCACCUGUGAGUACAUCCAAGGGGAGAAGCAGUUCUACUACCGAUCUCAGCAGUUCUACGAGGACGUCCCCGCCUCGGAGGAGGGAAUGAUGGGAGACUUUGUAGGGAUCUCCAAUGUUGACCUCGAAGGUUCCCGGCAGUUUCUAAAGAAGUUUGUGGGUCCGGGGAAGGCUGGUACACACUGUGCCCUGGACUGUGGUUCUGGUAUCGGCCGUGUGACCAAGGGUGUCCUCCUUCCUGUCUUUGAGAAAAUGGAGAUGGCGGACAUGAUGGAGCAGUUCCUCCUCCAUGCACACGAGGAGUACCUUGGCGACGACGCGGACCGCAUCGAAACCUACUACUGCUACAACCUGCAGGAAUUCACUCCUCCAAAAAAGAAGUAUGAUGUCAUCUGGAUUCAGUGGGUGGCAUGCCACCUGACCGACAAAGACCUGAUGAACUUCCUCAUCCGCUGCAAGAAGAGUUUGCGUUUGAACGGCGUGAUUAUACUGAAAGACAACAUGGCGCGACAGGGCUGCAAGCUGGACCCCAUAGACAGCAGCAUCAGUCGCCACCUGGACAUCAUGAAGAGCAUCAUUCACAAGGCCGGCCUGGACAUCCUGGCUGUGGAGAAGCAGGAGGGCCUGCCUGAGAUCAUCAUUCCGGUUUGGAUGAUCGCCAUGAAAUAACAAUCCUGAAAACUGUUCCGUCGGCAAGGAGAUUCGCCGAGGGAUGCCACAAGGCUCCGUGCUUGAUCCACUACUCAUCACAAUUGACACCACCUUGUCUGGAUGACACAAGUCAUGUCCAAGUCUUCCGACAUUACCGCAAAUGACAAAAAUAGCGAUUGAAGAGGUCAAUACUCAGUGAAAGUCCUCAACAUACUUGCCAACCCUCCCGAAUUUUUCAUGAGACUCACAAAUUUCAGUGCCUGUCCCGUAAAUCUCCCUGGACAACCAUUCUCUCGAUUUUCAGCCGGACCUGAGUGAGUUAAAGUUAAGUUAAAGUUAAAGUAGCAAUGCUUGUCACACACACACUAGGUGUGGUGAAAUUUGUCCUCGGCUUUUGACCAGUCCCCUUAAUCACCCUCUGGGAGGUGAGGGGAGUAGUGGGCAGCACCGGUGCCGCGCCCGGUAAUCAUUUAUGGUGAUUUAACCCCCAAUUCCAACCCUUGAUACUGAGUGCCAAUCAGGGAGGCAAAGAGUCCCAUUUUUUUAUAGUCUUUGGUAUGACUCGGCCGGGGUUUGAACUCACGACCUACCGAUCUCAGGGCGGACACUCUAACCCAGGGGUGUCAAACUCAAAUACAGAGUGGGCCAAAAUUUUAAACUGAACAAAGCCGCGGGCCAAGGUUGAACAAAUGAACCUUUUAAUAGGGACCCAAACAAGUUUUGCAUUGAAUAUUGAACAAGCAAGGUUUAUAUAACUUUAUAGUGACAUGCAAAAUAGAGUUUCAUAUAAACAUAAUAAUAAUAAUUAAACAAUAUCAAUGGCAUAUCAAAUUAUCAAUCAAUCAAUCAAUCAAUGUUUAUUUGUAUAGCCCUAAAUCACAAGUGUCUCAAAGGGCUGCACAAGCCACAAUGACAUCCACGGUAUAGCACCCAAUAAGGGCAAGGAAAAACUCACAGCCCAGUGGGACGUCUAGGGGAGACCGGAUGCAAUGGACGUCGAGUGGGUCUGGCAUAAUAUUGUGAAAGUCCAGUCCAUAGUGGAUCUAACAUAAUAGUGAGAGUCCAGUCCAUAGUUGAUCCAACAUAAUAGUGAGAGUCCAGUCCAUAGUGGACCUAACAUAAUAGUAUGAGAGUCCAGUCCAUAGUGGAUCUAACAUAAUAGUGACAGUCCAGUCCAUAGUGGAUCUAACAUAAUAGUGAGAGUCCAGUGCAUAGUGGAUCUAACAUAAUAGUGACAGUCCAGUCCAUAGUGGAUCUAACAUAAUAGUGAGAGUCCAGUCCAUAGUGGAUCCAACAUAAUAGUGUGAGUCCAGUCCAUAGUGGACCUAACAUAAUAGUAUGAAAGUCCAGUCCAUAGUGGAUCCAACAUAAUAGUGAGAGUCCAGUCCAUAGUGGAUCUAACAUAAUAGUGAGAGUCCAGUCCAUAGUGGACCUAACAUAAUAGUAUGAAAGUCCAGUCCAUAGUGGAUCUAACAUAAUAGUGAGAGUCCAGUCCAUAGUGGAUCUAACAUAAUAGUGACAGUCCAGUCCAUAGUGGAUCUAACAUAAUAGUGAGAGUCCAGUCCAUAGUGGAUCCAACAUAAUAGUGGGAGUCCAGUCCAUAGUGGACCUAACAUAAUAGUAUGAGAGUCCAGUCCAUAGUGGAUCUAACAUAAUAGUGAGAGUCCAGUCCAUAGUGGAUCCAACAUAAUAGUGAGAGUCCAGUCCAUAGUGGAUCUAACAUAAUAGUGAGAGUCCAGUCCAUAGUGGAUCCAACAUAAUAGUGAGAGUCCAGUCCAUAGUGGAUCCAACAUAAUAGUGUGAGUCCAGUCCAUAGUGGACCUAACAUAAUAGUAUGAAAGUCCAGUCCAUAGUGGAUCCAACAUAAUAGUGAGAGUCCAGUUCAUAGUGGAUCCAACAUAAUAGUGUGAGUCCAGUCCAUAGUGGACCUAACAUAAUAGUAUGAAAGUCCAGUCCAUAGUGGAUCUAACAUAAUAGUGAGAGUCCAGUCCAUAGUGGAUCCAACAUAAUAGUGUUAGUCCAGUCCAUAGUGGACCUAACAUAAUAGUAUGAAAGUCCAGUCCAUAGUGGAUCUAACAUAAUAGUGAGAGUCCAGUCCAUAGUGGAUCUAACAUAAUAGUGACAGUCCAGUCCAUAGUGGAUCUAACAUAAUAGUGAGAGUCCAGUCCAUAGUGGAUCUAACAUAAUAGUGUGAGUCCAGUCCAUAGUGGAUCUAACAUAAUAGUGAGAGUCCAGUCCAUAGUGGACCUAACAUAAUAGUAUGAAAGUCCAGUCCAUAGUGGAUCUAACAUAAUAGUGAGAGUCCAGUCCAUAGUGGAUCUAACAUAAUAGUGACAGUCCAGUCCAUGGUGGAUCUAACAUAAUAGUGAGAGUCCAGUCCAUAGUGGAUCCAACAUAAUAGUGGGAGUCCAGUCCAUAGUGGACCUAACAUAAUAGUAUGAGAGUCCAGUCCAUAGUGGAUCUAACAUAAUAGUGAGAGUCCAGUCCAUAGUGGAUCCAACAUAAUAGUGAGAGUCCAGUCCAUAGUGGAUCUAACAUAAUAGUAUGAGAGUCCAGUCCAUAGUGGAUCCAACAUAAUAGUGAGAGUCCAGUCCAUAGUGGAUCCAACAUAAUAGUGUGAGUCCAGUCCAUAGUGGACCUAACAUAAUAGUAUGAAAGUCCAGUCCAUAGUGGAUCUAACAUAAUAGUGAGAGUCCAGUUCAUAGUGGAUCCAACAUAAUAGUGUGAGUCCAGUCCAUAGUGGACCUAACAUAAUAGUAUGAAAGUCCAGUCCAUAGUGGAUCUAACAUAAUAGUGAGAGUCCAGUCCAUAGUGGAUCCAACAUAAUAGUGUUAGUCCAGUCCAUAGUGGACCUAACAUAAUAGUAUGAAAGUCCAGUCCAUAGUGGAUCUAACAUAAUAGUGAGAGUCCAGUCCAUAGUGGAUCUAACAUAAUAGUGACAGUCCAGUCCAUAGUGGAUCUAACAUAAUAGUGAGAGUCCAGUCCAUAGUGGAGACGCAUUGCAUCCUAUCAGUAAGAUAAGAGUUAAACCAAGACAGGGCUAAGUCUGACAUACCAAUUCGUGUUUUGAUACGUUCUAAUAAAAUAUUAUGAUCGACGGUAUCGAAAGCAGCGCUAAGAUCGAGGAGCAGCAACAUAGAUGACGCAUCAGAAUCCCUCGUUAGCAAUAGAUCAUUAGUCAUUUUUGCGAGGGGCUGUCUCCGUGGAGUGAUUUGCCCUGAAACCAGAUUGAAAGGUUUCACAUAGAUUGUUAGACGCUAAGUGUUCAUUUAACUGCUCCGCAACAAUUUUUUCCGAGGAUUUUUGAAAUAAAGGGAAGGUGAGACACCGGUCGGUAGUUUACCAUGAGGUCAGGAUCGAGCUUAGUUCUUUUAAGGAGAGGAUGAAUAACCGCUUUUUUGAAUGCUAGGGGAACAGUGCCCGAGGAAAGUGAUAAGUUUAUAAUAUUUAGCACUGAUGGACCUAAUAAUACAAAGAGCUCCUUGAUAAGUUUCCCAGGAAGAGGGUCAAGUAAACACGUUGUUUAUAUAUUAUAGUGUCCCAGAAGUGUUAGUGCUGCAAGGGGUUCUGAGUAUUUUUUUCUGUUGUGUUUAUGUCAUGUUACGGUGCGGAUGUUCUCCCGAAAUGUGUUUGUCAGUCUUGUUUGGUGUGGGUUCACGGUGUGGCGCAUAUUUGUAACAGCGUUAAAGUUGUUUAUUCAGCCACCUUGAGUGUGACCUAAUCAAGUAUCCUUGCAUUAAAAUAUUACAGUUGGUACAAAAUGCGGCUGGUAGACUUUUGACAAGAACAAGAAAGUUUGAUCAUAUUACGCCUGUACUGGCUCACCUGCACUGGCUUCCUGUGCACUUAAGAUGUGACUUUAAGGUUUUACUACUUACGUAUAAAAUACUACAUGGUCUAGCUCCAUCCUAUCUUGCCGAUUGUAUUGUACCAUAUGUCCCGGCAAGAAAUCUGCGUUCAAAAGACUCCGGCUUAUUAGUGAUUCCUAGAGCCCAAAAAAAGUCUGCGGGCUAUAGAGCGUUUUCCGUUCGGGCUCCAGUACUCUGGAAUGCCCUCCCGGUAACAGUUCGAGAUGCUACCUCAGUAGAAGCAUCUAAGCCUCACCUUAAAACUCAUCUGUAUACUCUAGCCUUUAAAUAGACCUCCUUUUUAGACCAGUUGAUCUGCCGCUUCUCUUCUUUCUCCUAUGUCCCCCCCUCCCUUGUGGAGGGGGUCCGGUCCGAUGACCAUGGAUGAAGUACUGGCUGUCCAGAGUCGAGACCCAGGAUGGACCGCUCGUCGGGACCCAGGAUGGAUCGCUCGCCUGUAUCGGUUGGGGACAUCUCUACGCUGCUGAUCCGCUUGAGAUGGUUUCCUGUGGACGGGACUCUCGCUGCUGUCUUGGAUCCGCUUGAACUGAUCUCUCGCGGCUGUGUUGGAGCCACUAUGGAUUGAACUUUCACAGUAUCAUGUUAGACCCGCUCGACAUCCAUUGCUUUCGGUCCCCUAGAGGGGGGGGGGGGUUGCCCACAUCUGAGGUCCUCUCCAAGGUUUCUCAUAGUCAGCAUUGUCACUGGCGUCCCACUGGAUGUGAAUUCUCCCUGCCCACUGGGUGUGAGUUUUCCUUGCCCUUUUGUGGGUUCUUCCGAAGAUGUUGUAGUCGUAAUGAUUUGUGCAGUCCUUUGAGACAUUUGUGAUUUGGGGCUAUAUAAAUAAACAUUGAUUGAUUGA
Molecule: messenger RNA, 5781 nt
Organism: Nerophis ophidion (straightnose pipefish)
Lineage: Eukaryota; Metazoa; Chordata; Actinopteri; Syngnathiformes; Syngnathidae
Gene: ntmt2
Product: N-terminal Xaa-Pro-Lys N-methyltransferase
Exons: 4
Coding region: 16-1089 (357 amino acids)
Biological process (GO): N-terminal protein amino acid methylation
Cellular component (GO): cytoplasm
Molecular function (GO): N-terminal protein N-methyltransferase activity
Source: RefSeq, a predicted model, not a curated record